Molecule: messenger RNA, 2650 nt
Organism: Pomacea canaliculata
Lineage: Eukaryota; Metazoa; Mollusca; Gastropoda; Architaenioglossa; Ampullariidae
Product: RNA-binding protein 14-like
Exons: 6
Coding region: 134-1105 (323 amino acids)
Biological process (GO): mRNA splicing, via spliceosome
Cellular component (GO): nuclear speck
Molecular function (GO): mRNA binding
Source: RefSeq, a predicted model, not a curated record
UGGCUGGUAGAACAAGGGAACGAAUGUGAUUGGUGGUCACUUGAUUAUAAUUUUGUCUCCGGACGCCAUAGUAGUGGAGCCAAAAGAGAGAGAAUUAUCGAGGAAAGGCGACGAAUUGCUAUUCAACCUCAGAAUGACUGUUAAAAUAUUCAUUGGAAAUCUCAGCUCAGAGACACAGGCUGAAGAUGUGCGCGUACUUUUUGAGAAAUAUGGCACUGUAGCUGAGUGCGAUGUCCUUAAAAACUAUGGAUUUGUUCACAUGACAGAUAAAGCUUCAGCAGAUAAUGCCAUUGCAAAUCUUGAUGGCUUCAAUGUGAAAGGGCAAAGGAUGAGAGUGGAGCUCUCGACUGGCAAAAAGGGAAAUCCGAAAGGCGACCGCAAAGGGGGAGGCUCGCGUGGUCGACCUUACCCCCCAGGCCCUCCUCCCAGGGAACGCUACUUGCCACCACCAAUGCCUUACGAUCGUUACGACCCUUACUCGCGCUAUCCGUACCCAGAGCGUGAUCCAUAUUAUAGGCCAUUGCCUCCAGGUGAUCGCUACCUUCCUCGUCUCCCACCACCAGGUGAUCGCUAUGCGCCCUUGCCCCCUCCAAGAGACAGGCUUAUGCCAGAGGAGCGUCGGCCAUAUCCUGAUCCACGGGACCGCAUGCUUCCACCUCGGGAUCGCAUGCCACUAUAUCCAGAGGAUCGUUCUGCCUACGACAGGCUAAGGCCAGUAGAGCGAUCACCUUUAUCCUCUGACCCUUACUACAGGGAGAGGUCUCCACCAGCUCGUCCACCUCCCGAGUACUAUGACAGAAAACCCCCACUGGCUCGUGCCCCAGCUGCUGAUGCAGCAGCCAGCCGUCUGAAUACCACCGCUUAUCCUCCUGCUAAUGGAUAUGAUUACUACCGCCAGCCCCCAGAGCGCAGUGAUUUUAGAGCCACAUCGGCUUCUGCUGGAGACUAUUAUGCUCCAUCUCGUGCUGGUGCUGGCUAUGAUCGUGGUGCAAGUGGCGCUGCACAGGCUGGCAACACUGGUGGUGGCUUUGGUGUGCAGCAGUCACAGGCCAACAAAAGUUACGACAGUCAGUCAGCACUGCAGACACAGCCCAUUUUCUUCUAACAUUUUCUCCAAGUGGCAUUCUUUGCAGCUGCUGAAAGGAGUGUUGUGUUCUUUGUUUGCUGUCCUUUUUACCUCUCAAAGUUUUAAGUGACACAAGAUGCGUAGACUGGAUGACAAAGGCUUAAAUAUAAAAGGGAGGGAGGGAGGUAAAACAAGCUCAUUGGCUUAAACAAUUGAUGAUUCUAUUUGGAAUGUUGGGGGAAAUGGAAGUAAGGAUUUUUUGGGCGGAUAUCACAAUAGUGAUUAUGGGGGGAACUGGUAUGAAAUAAUCAGCCUGGAUAGGCAGUGGUAAGCUAUUACAGCCUAGCAAAAAGUUAAUGACAGAUGAGUUUACACAUGCAGAACCAAAACGUGGAAUUCUGAAUUAAGCAUCUGGAGACAGAGCAUGGGUUUUUGCCCGACAAAAAAUUAGGGGGAAAAAACAUGCCUCUUCAGUUCACUGUAAGUCCCUUCUCAGGUGAAGAUAAGAGGGCAGUGUAUUAUUCCACAAGGUUCUGUCAUUCUGCUGCUUUGCAACUGGCUAAAACAAAAAAUCCAAGGUAGUAUGGUGUGGGGGGAGGGCGGCUGGUUAUGGGAUGGUCUGAUAUGAAAUAAUGCACUCGGGUUGUAAUGAAAGAACAGUUUUGGGAGCAGCAUGCUCGAGUCUUCCAUAAUCUGCUGCAUCCACCAUUAAUGCUUGGGAAGUUUUCAGGUUUUAAAUUUUUAUAACAUGACUAGCAUUUUUCAGCAGCUUUGUAAAAUCAUGUCAGGAUUUAAAAAAAAAGGUGAACAUGCUUUUAGUUCAACAUUUGUACAUCUAUCCACUUUUUGUAAUGUCAUCGAGCAGACUGGUUGGCAGGUUAUACAACUCCUGUUUUCUUCAUAGAGAUUCCAAUCGCAAAAUUUAGUUGUGGCAAGGCAAAAAGUGCUAGGGUCAGGAUUUUCAGUAGCUACUAUAUUCACAAUUCUUGCCUUUUGCCAAAGGAUUAGAAAAGAAAGGAUUUCAAAACCUCUCAUUGGUAUUGAAAGAGUUUAUGUUUCUGGUAGUGUCUUAAUGUAUUUUGUAGACAAAAGACUUGAUGUCUUUGAGUUUUUCCAGUUCUUGAUGCCAUUUUUUCCAUUCCUCAUUUAAAACCAGAAAUUUGCCAGUAUGUGCUUCAUCUCUUCAUAGCUUGCUGUGCAACAAAAUCUUUUUCUGCAUGCUUCUUUUAUAAGUUUGAAAACUGUCGUUUGUAGACCAUUGUUAACGCAUCGUUCCAAGUCUGCCAACAGUAUAAAAGUGAGAUUUGAGUUGAUCCAUUUUCCAUAUCUUAAACGUGCUUUUGGACCAAACCAUUUUUUUAUGAUUUACUAAGCACAGUUUUUACAUGGUAGUUGUGACUGAUGGUCCCUGGUCCAUGCAUGUUCACAGUUUUAUGAACAAACCAAGUAGUUCAUUCAUCAUGUUGCUCAUUAUUUGGUGUGUCAUGUCAUCAUUUCAUGUGUACAAAAAACUACUUAAAUUUUUUUUUUGUCUGUUCAUAGUAGUAAAGUGCAUAUCCUUUUGGAUUAAAAUCAUGAUUCGUA